Messenger RNA from Cuscuta europaea, 1039 nucleotides. NCBI's taxonomy places the organism in Eukaryota, Viridiplantae, Streptophyta, Magnoliopsida, Solanales, Convolvulaceae. The record is from the annotation of a GenBank genome assembly.
UGAUGAGAGACUUUUACGUAUCGUUGAUGAGGUGCCUUGGUUCUCUGACAUCGCCAACUAUCUUAUUGGGGGUGUUGUUCCUUCUGAUUAUACACCUCAUCAACGGAGGAAAUUUUUUGCUGAUCUUAAGUAUUAUUUCUGGGAGGAACCAUAUCUGUUUCGUAGUUGUGCUGAUCAGGUUGUUAGAAGAUGUGUUCCCCUUUGCGAGGGAGCUGAAAUUCUUAAACAUUGUCACUCUGGACCGACCGGGGAACACUAUUCUUUCAACAGGACAACCUGUAAGGUCUUGGAAUGUGAUUUCUUCUGGCCCACUUUGUUUAAAGAUGCUCUAACUUUUGUGCAGGAAUGUGACAGAUGUCAACGCACCGGGGCGGUUACCAAGAGGGAUGAGAUGCCCCAGAAUUUUAUAUUGGCGUGUGAGGUAUUUGAUGUUUGGGGCAUUGACUUCAUGGGACCGUUUCCAGGUUCUAAAGCUCAAAAGAAUGCUUAAUGGAUGACGUGCCGAGAGUUCAAAGACUCAGUUUAGUUCCGGAUCGACCAACGCCAUAGGGAAGUUUCAAUGCCUCUUUUACUCGCUUUGUAAUGUUGACUUGAGUUGAUUUUGAGCACGCGUGACACUUUCAUCUUUACCCCCUUUGCAUAGUACAUUUUUGAUCAUCGAAGGCGAUGCCAAAUUUAAGUAUGGGGGAGUGAAUUGGGCAUUCGAGCAGUAGUUGUUACAUGUGAUUUUUAGAGUUAGCAUGCGCAGUUGUUAGUUGUAUAUUCAUAGGAAAUUCAUGUCAAAAUUUUGAAAACUUCAAGUUCACUUAACUCCCAUGGAUCCACUUUUAAAAUGUUUGGGAGAAUAGACGGUCUUGUCAUUUUCUUAUCUAAUAAGUAUUUAUAUAUUGGAUGUCUUACACGGCAUUUGGUUUAAACCUGGGUUGACCUUAAAUUGGUCAUUUAUUCAAAAAUUUAAACUUCAUGCAACACAUGUUUAAAUUAUUCAAGUAUAUAUAGUAUGGUGUGAGGAGAAUUUUGCUACAGGCUGAUAUAUUUU